AUGGCUUUAGUAUUUAGAACUAUGGCACAGUUAGCUGGGAUUUCCUUAUCUUUGUUGGGAUGGAUUUUAUCCUGUCUUACAAACUACCUGCCACAAUGGAAAAACCUCAACCUGGACUUAAAUGAAAUGGAAAACUGGACCAUGGGACUCUGGCAAACCUGUGUCAUCCAGGAGGAAGUAGGGAUGCAAUGCAAAGACUUUGAUUCUUUCCUGGCUUUGCCUGCCGAACUCAGGAUCUCCAGGAUUCUCAUGUUCCUGUCAAAUGGACUGGGACUCCUGGGCCUGCUGGUCUCUGGGUUUGGCCUGGACUGCUUGAGAAUUGGAGAGAGACAGCCAGCUCUCAAGAAGCGACUGCUAAUCCUGGGCGGACUCCUGUUCUGGACAGCGGGCAUCACGGCCCUCGUGCCGGUCUCCUGGGUGGCCCACAUGACCGUCCAGGAGUUUUGGGAUGAGACUGUCCCAGAGAUUGUGCCCAGGUGGGAGUUUGGGGAAGCCCUCUUUAUUGGCUGGUUUGCUGGAUUUUUUCUCGUACUAGGAGGGUGUCUGCUCAACUGUGCAGCCUGCUCAACGCAAGCUCCUCCAGCCUCGGGCCACUAUGCAGUGGCAGAAACACAAUAUCACCAUCAACACCUGGAGAUGAAAAACUCCCACCUGAAAAUCUAA
Messenger RNA from Diceros bicornis minor, 663 nucleotides. RefSeq names its product claudin 22 (gene CLDN22). Bases 1 to 663 code for a protein of 220 amino acids. Gene Ontology annotation, cellular component: bicellular tight junction; plasma membrane. Gene Ontology annotation, biological process: cell adhesion; bicellular tight junction assembly. The record is from RefSeq and is a predicted model, not a curated record. Gene Ontology annotation, molecular function: structural molecule activity. NCBI's taxonomy places the organism in Eukaryota, Metazoa, Chordata, Mammalia, Perissodactyla, Rhinocerotidae. The transcript has a single exon.